AAUAUUUUUUUAACCAUGGUUAAGCUCCACUUUUUAUCACCCCUUUAUAUACAAACCGAUCAUCACCGCCUGAACUUCAAAUCGCCACCACUUAUUCAACUAGCAAUGAUCGGAGAAAGAAGUCGCCGGAUUCCGACGGUUGAUGUUCCGCCGUGGUCAUAUUCCGAUGAUCAAACGGCGAACAUGCAGUUCAUGUUAAGCCCUAGUUCAAAUUCCAUUUCUACCCCUAAUAAUUUCAAUUUCAGUAACUUUAUUGUUGAAGAUGAUUAUCCUCUGUUUUGUAACGAUGCUGAAGAUAUCGAUGAAUUUGAGUUGGAAAAUCGUGAAAUUGAACUUCCGGUUGAUGUUUACGCUUGCGAUAAUUUUAGGAUGUAUGAAUUUAAAGUGAGGAGAUGUGGACGUGGUAGGUCACACGAUUGGACGGAAUGUCCGUACGUUCAUCCCGGUGAGAAAGCUCGCCGGAGAGAUCCACGGAAGUUUCAUUACUCCGGUACUGCAUGCCCGGAAUUUCGUAAAGGAAAUUGUAACAGAGGUGAUAGUUGUGAAUACGCACACGGCGUAUUUGAGUGUUGGUUACACCCAGGUCGCUAUCGUACGCAGCCUUGUAAAGAUGGUGGUAACUGUAAACGAAGAGUUUGUUUCUUCGCUCACUCGCCUGAGCAACUCAGAGUACUGGGACCGGGUUCGGGUUCGGGUCAGGGUACGGGUUCAGAUUCGCCUCGACGGUAUGUUAAAGGUUUGCAUUUUGUUUCAUCGCCUGAAUCGAGUUCGCCGCCGUCGGAGUCACCACCGAUGUCUCCGAUGACGGCGAACUCGUUUACCUCACUGAGUCGAUCCGUCGGAUCGAACUCGGUGAGUGAAGUAAUGGCUUCACUGCGUCAGCUACAGUUAAACAGGUUGAAUUCCAUGCCUUCAUCAUCAUGGAAUGUACAAAUGGGUUCACCUGUAUUCGGGUCACCUAGACGACCCGUUAUACGACCCGGAUUUUGUAGCUUACCCGCAACUCCAUCUGGAGAUCCGACCCGACCCGGAAACCGAUGUUUCGAUUUAUGGGAAAAUGAAGAAGAACCUGUUAUGGAGAGAGUUGAAUCAGGAAGGGACUUAAGGGUUAAGAUGUUUGAGAGGCUAAGCAAAGAGAACCCACUCGAUGAUCCGGAAAACCCGAACCCGAAUAUCAAUUCGGGUUCGGGUACUAAUCCGGAUGUCGGGUGGGUUUCGGAUCUGAUCCAGUAAAUGGUGGGUCUUUUUUUGUGGUUUUACUCAUUUUGGAAGCUAAAAUUGAAGGAUAUUAUUAUGUAUAUUAUUAUAUAUGGGGAAUUAUGUUUGGUUGUAAAUGGGAAAGUGAAAAUUUAGGAAGUUUUUUUUUUCCUUUUUUUUAAGGAAUUUUAGGUAACUAUUAUUAUUAUUAAAAAAAAAAAUACCCCAAUCUUUAGAAGGAUUUUUUUUUAAUUUAUAAAUGUUUAGCCAAAAAUGGCAAAAGUAAAGAUGGGGUGUAGUAUUUUGUUUUUGAUAUUUGAAGAAUGACAAAUUGUAAUCCUUUUUAUAUAUAUAUAUAUUUGUAAUUUUGUAAUGUUA
This is a messenger RNA of Solanum pennellii, 1575 nucleotides long. RefSeq names its product zinc finger CCCH domain-containing protein 20. NCBI's taxonomy places the organism in Eukaryota, Viridiplantae, Streptophyta, Magnoliopsida, Solanales, Solanaceae. The record is from RefSeq and is a predicted model, not a curated record. Gene Ontology annotation, molecular function: metal ion binding. The transcript has a single exon. Bases 16 to 1233 code for a protein of 405 amino acids.